AUGUACCUCGCCCGGACUAUGCCGCCGCGUCCGGAGGUAGUUGAGGCUUUUAGGGAUUGGGACAGCUGUUUAGAGGAUUGCUUUGAGCAGCUUUUUCCACCUGGCACUUGGGAGCAGGACCCCGACCGGUCUAGGCGCGCACGCAUACAGCUGCAUCUCCCUGUGCGUCUCGGAGGGUUCGGGAUCCGGGCGGCGGCCUCUUUGAGCCCACUGUCCUAUGUUUGUGGGUGGGCGCAGGCCGCGCGUGACAUUGCACAGUUAGGGGUGGCGGGUGAGGAGGCGAUGUUUGCAGAGUACCUCACCACUUCGACAGGGGCACAGUUUCUUGACCCGUGGUUUGGCCUGGGGGCAGGUGCAUGGGUUUUGGCGGUUCCGGCUCACUCAAAUCUCACAUUCGCUGCGGCUGAGUGGGGCAUUGCUGCUGCUAUACGGCUCGGCCUCCCAAUCCAGCAGCUGCAGGUGGCGGGGAGGUGUGUUUGUGGCACAGCGUUUGUUGACCCAGCAGAUCCGCACCAUGCCCUGAGAUGCAGGCAUCAGCAUGGUCCUUCUCGGGUGCAUGAUGAGGUGAAGUUUGCGGUGGCGAAGAUCUCUAAGGCGUCGGGGGGGGUGGUGACAAUGGAGGAUAGUGUGGUGCUGCAUGGGAAGCGGGUUGAUGUGGCGGUGCAACGUCCAAUGGCUGGAGAGGCUCACGCCCUAGAGAUCAGCGUCGCGGACCCGCUAUCGCUGUCUCCAUCACUGCUGGGACAGUGCGGGCGUCAAAUAGGGUCACUGAAGGCGCUCAUCGGGGUGGCGUUACAACGGGCGCAAGCCCGUGUCAUCCUGCUUCGAGCAGCGUCUUCCAUUGGGGGGAUUAACGUAGAUUUGGUGGAUCGGGAGAGGGACGAUGUCGAUGUGGAAGGCGGGGCUCUCUAG
Closterium sp. NIES-65 is the source of this 912-nucleotide messenger RNA. Lineage: Eukaryota; Viridiplantae; Streptophyta; Zygnematophyceae; Desmidiales; Closteriaceae. The record is from the annotation of a GenBank genome assembly.